Molecule: messenger RNA, 1881 nt
Organism: Cantharellus anzutake
Lineage: Eukaryota; Fungi; Basidiomycota; Agaricomycetes; Cantharellales; Hydnaceae
Product: P-loop containing nucleoside triphosphate hydrolase protein
Exons: 4
Coding region: 1-1881 (626 amino acids)
Cellular component (GO): nucleus
Molecular function (GO): RNA helicase activity; RNA binding; ATP binding
Source: RefSeq, a predicted model, not a curated record
AUGAACGGUUUAGAACAACAAUUCGGCAAUUUAAGUGUUAGAGGUGCUGCGCCUGCACCAACCCCUAAUGCAACAGCUUAUGUCCCGCCUCACAUGCGGAACAGCAACCCCCCACCUCCCGCAUUCCAACCUCAAACGAGGCCAAGUCUUGAUGGGCCACGCGCCUCCUUUGGGCCUCGCUCGGAUGGUUUUCCACCUAAGAGUAGUGCAAAUCCGGGGAGGGACAGUGCAACGUCAUGGGGAUCCUCCGGGCCCACUUGGGACCUGCCCGGGCCUCGUCCCUCCAUGCGCAAUGAAGGAAUGUGGAAGGACGGUAAACACAUACCUGGCUCACGUAAUCCCCGACUUGAGAAAGAGCUUUAUGGCGAGCCACAGGAUCCUAUGAAACAACAUACUGGGAUUAAUUUCGAAAAGUAUGAUGAUAUCCCCGUCGAAGCCACGGGUACAGGUGUUCCGGAACCUAUCCUGCAAUUCACCAAUCCACCACUGGACCCUGUCUUGUUGGAAAACAUUGGGUUUGCACGUUACACUACCCCAACUCCUGUACAAAAGUACUCUAUCCCUAUCGUUGCCGCGAAGCGUGACUUGAUGGCUUGCGCCCAGACCGGUUCUGGGAAAACUGGUGGUUUUCUUUUCCCCAUCCUAUCGAAUCUUUUUCGCGUCGGUCCUAUUUCCACUCCCGUCGAAUCCCAUUCUUACGGACGUAACCGCCGAGCCUACCCCACGGCCCUCAUCCUCGCUCCCACUCGCGAAUUAGUGAGCCAGAUUCAUGACGAGGCACGUAAGUUUGCCUACCGGUCUUGGGUGAAGCCUGCCGUUGUGUACGGCGGUGCGGACAUCAAUUUACAGCUUCGCCAACUCGAACGCGGUGCUGACGUUCUCAGCGCUACUCCAGGUCGUCUUGUGGAUUUAAUUGAACGUGGGCGUAUUAGCCUGCAGAACAUCCGUUAUCUCGUUCUCGAUGAGGCUGACAGAAUGCUUGACAUGGGUUUCGAGCCUCAGAUCCGCCGAAUCGUUCAAGGCGAAGACAUGCCGGGUGUUCGUCAGCGCCAAACUCUGAUGUUCAGUGCCACAUUCCCACGCGAGAUUCAGAUGCUCGCCAAGGACUUCUUGAAGGAUUACGUAUUCCUGUCCGUCGGACGUGUAGGAUCCACGUCAGAAAACAUCACGCAGAAAAUCGAAUACGUCGAAGAUCACGACAAGCGCUCUGUUCUUCUUGAUAUCUUGCACGUCUCGGACGCUAGUGGACUCACUCUGAUCUUCGUCGAAACCAAGCGAAGUGCUGACGCACUUUCUGAUUUCCUGAUGAGCCACCACUUCCCUGCCACCUCGAUUCAUGGGGACCGCACGCAACGCGAGCGUGAGAUGGCAUUGAACACGUUCCGUUCGGGUCGCACUCCAAUCAUGGUAGCCACUGCCGUGGCCGCUCGUGGCCUCGACAUCCCUAAUGUCACCCAUGUCAUCAAUUAUGACCUUCCUUCAGACAUUGAUGACUAUGUGCAUCGGAUUGGUCGUACUGGACGUGCCGGGAAUACUGGUAUUGCGACUGCUUUCCUCAACCGUGGCAACAAAGGUAUUGUCAGGGAACUUAUCGGACUUCUUACCGAGGCCAAUCAAGAAGUCCCAUCCUUCUUGAGUGCUAUCAACGGUGAGUCUGGGGGUGGUAUGUCAGGCGGGAGUCGUGGUCGUGGGGGUCGUGGUGGAAGCCAUCGCGCGAGGGGCGGCUCUUUUCGCGACGUUCGCUCUACGAAGGGUGGAGGCUUUGGAGGGGGAGGUGGCAAUUAUGGUGGCAAUUAUUCCUCCUAUGGAGGCGGUGCAUAUGGCGGUGGCGGCGGCGGUGGUGGCGGUGGCGGCUAUGGAGGAGGAGGAACCUGGUGGUAA